Aspergillus saccharolyticus JOP 1030-1 is the source of this 1503-nucleotide messenger RNA. RefSeq lists its product as uncharacterized. NCBI's taxonomy places the organism in Eukaryota, Fungi, Ascomycota, Eurotiomycetes, Eurotiales, Aspergillaceae. The record is from RefSeq and is a predicted model, not a curated record. The coding region runs from base 166 to 1155 and encodes 329 amino acids. The transcript has 4 exons.
GCCUUGCAGUUCCUGGUGGCAGCUUCCAUCUCCCUGCUCCCUCCAACCUCACUUCCGCAUCCGUUAUCCAAUCCCUUUCUACGUAUCAGAAACUCUUCCUUUUCUCAAUUGACCGCUCCCGCCUGCCCUGUGUUUACAUCGACCUCCCAAGCACUGAGUGGAACCAUGCCUGUGAAACUUGCCCGCCAGGGGGGCGCGCUCCUCCAGCACAUCAAUACCAGCGAUGUCUUCUCGCGCCCUGUCCGUCAGAUGAUCUCUCACGCUCACAUUCAACGUAUCUCCAUGCUCUCCAGCGGUCGUUCCGCCGGUCUUCUAUCGGCACGCAUCUCGAUCCUCUCCCGGAGCUUGACCAACACAUAUGCGACUGCCGCUAAAGCCAAGGAGUCAGAGAGCAAGGUCCGGAAGGUGAAGAGCCGCGUGGCGAAGGAGAAGCAAGAGCCAGAGUCAGAGCAAGAGACAACCAAGCCGAAGAGGGGAAGGCCGAAGAAGGAAUUGGUCGACGGGAAGCCGAAAGAGCUGACACCCAAGCAGCAGGAAGCGCAAAACGCUCGUGACAAGAGGCAGGAAAUCCUCCAACUCAAGGAGAAAGCUCUCACUUUGCCCGAUCUGAAUCCUGUGAAUUGGGGCUCCGUCGCCCGUAAAGCACUAGCGGAAAUCGCCAUGAAGGAGAAGCCAGAAUUGAGGCGUGGUGGCCCCAGCUUGCUGAACGAGUUAAUGGAGCGGGUCAGGGUGCUGCCCGAAGAGGAGAUAGAGCGCUACAAAAAAACUGCCCUGGAAAACAAAGACAAGAAUGAAGAAGUCAUGAACAAGUGGAUCCAGAGCUACACUCCGGCUCAAAUUCGCGAUGCCAACGCUGCCCGCCACAAGCUUCACAAGCUUGAGAAGAAACGCUCGCGAUUGCGCUUGAUCAACGAUCCUCGCCUUGUCUCCCGCCCUGCCCCCCCUUAUGUUAUCUUCAGCCGGAUCCGAACGGAGGAAGACCCCGAGCUCAAGAAUUUGCCGUUUGUUGAACGAUCCCGGGCCAUCGCCGCACAGUGGAAGGAAUUGGCGAGCGAGGAGAAAAAAGCAUACUACCAGACUUUUGAGGAGGACAAAGAGCGUUAUCAACGCGAAUACAAGGAGGUCUAUGGAGAGAAGCCCGCGAGCAAGGCUUAGGACCAGGAAAUCACGAUAUGGUAAUGCAUAUGGUAAUGCUCACUCCGCAGCAUCGGGAACAUGCGUUGGAUCAGCUAUGGAGCAAAUCUCCCGUAACUCUUUGGGUACUAGUGUAUCUCAUGGGCUAUGAGGCCAAGAGGAUCUUGGGACCCGUCUGUAUAACACCGCUUGUCUUUUGUUCCUUGCACGUUGUCUUGUGUUGUUAGUUGCGCAGCCUUUCUAUCGGCUGUCUUCGAUACAAUCGUGGAGGGUAGUGUUUGUAUCUUACGAAAUUGAAAAGGAUGAAUGACUUCGGGUGAGGUAGUCUCGGUCCGCGCUUUCAAUUUCAGUAAUGAACCGACCUUGAAU